UCACCGAAGCGGGCGCCCUUUACGCACAUCGUGCGUGCCGGUCAUCAAUCCAGCGAACGAUCUACAAAUUUCCUCUCAAAAUUACCGAUACAGAUAACUACAUCAUACAGCGCAGGUACAAUGCAGGACACAAGGAGAAUGUAAGCGAAAUUUCAGCUUCCUCCGUCAGUUUUAAUAAGAUGAGGUGGAAGAAUAAGCACUACCUGGUCAUAUUGCUGCUGCUUGUUUCCAUUGGUCUCUACUUCUUUCUUUUUGGCCAGGACAACAGUGAUGAAGCAGAUGACAUUCCAUGGGAAAGCAGACGGGUUCUACGCUUUGAUCAAAUCACACGAGAUCCAUCUCGAGUGAUCACAUAUAACUACCCAACCACUGGAAACUAUACCCUCAGUAAUAUCAGCAUUGACCUAUCCAAAGCUGAACCAGAAUGGAAGGAACUCGACCAGCAUAUGGUGGUUGUGACAGGAUUCAGCCAGCAUCAAGCAUACCUUGGGCUGGGAAUGAUUGCCUCAGUACAGGCACAUAUGCCACUCAAGAAGAUCGUUGUCUACAACUUGGGAAUCCAUCCUAAAAUUGUCAAAUCUAUGCAACAGAUGUGUAGUGUAGAGGUUCGACAAUUCAACUUUGACAAUUAUCCAAAGCACGUUCGGAAGACUGAAAACAAAGCCUGGAGAGUGUUUGCAUUAUUGGAUGUCCUCAAUGAAUACGGUGCUUUCUUCUACGUUGAUCCUCACAUCCGUUUCCGUGCCCCACUGAAUCUUCUAUUUCCCUUCAUCGCCCCUCACAAAGGACUCAUCGCAAAAGCAGACAAAAAGAACACAACGUUUGAGACCACCCAUCCAUCUUUAUAUCAUCUCUUUGGUCUCGACAAACUUGACAUCAAAAAGAAUUUCCCUCAUGCCCCCGCUGUAUCCCAAGAUGCACUGCUAGUCGUCAACAGCUCGGACCUUCAUACCAAGUUCUGGAAUCCACUGGUUGCCUGUGCUUCCAAACUGAAAUGCAUUGCACCAUAUGGCGCUGUUCCAAAUGAUGUAACUCCAUAUGGACGCACACACACUCACAGGUAUGACUUCACAGCAGUGACAUUGUUGAUGUAUCGGACAUUUAUGUCCAAGUGGUACACAGAUGCUAGGUUGAAUAAGAUGUUGGAUAGAACACAUGAUUACACUGAUCCUGGAGGUGUGCAUGAUUACAUUUGGGCACAUUACUGUAACCCACCCAAGAGUGACAUUGAUUGCAGCGUUCAAAAACAUAGAUGCUAAUGUGUGUGAAGCAGCUCAAGUGAUAUUACAACUUUAUGGGUGAAUGCUUGAUGUUUAUCUUGAAAACUUGUGCAAGGCUAAUUACUGGUCAGUACAUUCGACUCCCAUUAAUAGACCCCUCUCACAGACCGACAUCUCCGUAGGAAAAUAGCAGCUGGGUAUUCAAUGCCAUCAGGUACAUGUAUGGUGCGCGCAGUGUGCAAAAUAUUUUAAUCACGCGCACAUGUUGCUCGAAAUUCUUCCAAUUACAGCACAGCCAAUGCGCGUCACGAAAAUUUGACUCCCUUAAUGCCGAUGCACGUGACAAUCUGUAGGCAGUGACGUCAUUUGAGAGGGAUCUAGAACCACACAAAGCCAAAACGUUUGUUAUAUUAGGAUUUGUAUUAAGAUGAGCGUUAGUCCCAUUCAUUGUGCACAUAGCAUUUCUAAAAUAAUUAGUUUGUAUUAAAAAAUCUUGUAUUGUAUUGACAAAUCUGGGGAAAAUACAACUUUGUAAAGAGGGAACAAAAAAAAGGGGAUUAGUUGUUUUUUUAUUUUAUUUGAACGGCUUACUUUCAGCGUCCAUAAGAAUAAUGUCCCCAGUCAAAUAUAUUCCUUCAGAUUCAAUAAUCACAUUUAUUUGAGGUCAGAUUUAUUACGAAUAAUAAACGGUUGAGUGGAUGAGUUGUUUUCAGAGAAUGUUGAUGUUUCCUCUUCCAUGCAAUAUCUGAUUGCAAUAUUUUUUACUUGUAACUACUCAAGUGCUUUCAUGUACAUUUCAUGUAGAACAGUUUUAUAUUGUAGAAAUAAUAUUUGUAUUCAUGUUUGUAUGUAAAAGAGGUUAUAUAUUUUAGUACAUGUACUUUCAAUACUGAUGUUGUUGAACUACAGUCAACAGUACAUUAAACGUGUGUGAGUAUCAAAGUGUAAAGUGCACUUUUACAAUUU
Molecule: messenger RNA, 2186 nt
Organism: Patiria miniata (bat star)
Lineage: Eukaryota; Metazoa; Echinodermata; Asteroidea; Valvatida; Asterinidae
Exons: 6
Coding region: 180-1259 (359 amino acids)
Source: RefSeq, a predicted model, not a curated record